AUGGCGCUGCGAAACCUCGCCUCGGCAGUCACUCUGUCUACCCUCGCCUUUGCCUCCAAAACCUUCCUUCGCCUUACAACUAAGGAGUAUAAAAUGUGGUCGCUUCUUCCUCUCAACACAUACUUUCCUUUUACCACACCUUCUCGCACCUGUCGCAACAAUCGUUGGACACUGGGCGCGUCCGAUAUCAUGUUCACCAAACCAACACACGCCAAAUUCUUCAAUCUAGGUCAGGUGAUAGAGACGCAUCGAGGAGGUGGAAUCUUUCAGGAGGCCGUAGAUCGGGCGGUCCAGUUACUUCAGGAUGGGAGCUGGAUCCACAUUUUCCCCGAGGGCAAAGUCAACCAACAGCUCACCAAUCCCGCCGGAGGUCUGUUACGGUUCAAAUGGGGAAUAGGGCGCAUUAUCAUGGAUUCGCAGGUGAUGCCGGAGAUAAUACCCAUAUGGAUAUCAGGUUUCGACCAGAUUAUGAACGAGACACGAGGCUCCCCCCGAAUUAUUCCAAGACCAGGGGCAAAAAUCAGCAUAACCGUCGGGCAAUCUCUCACAGCCGAAAUACAACCUCUGGUGGAUCAGUGGCGUCAGAUGGCACAUCAGGAAGCAGGCACCCUGGGGAUUGGUGGACAAUGGUCACAGGACGCAGAUCACACAGGGCCCGCUGGAGACCAGCAGAGGGAGAUUAGAGGAAAAGGUGAUCUAAUAGACGGGAAAGAAGAAGAAGUGCGAAUCAAGAUUGUGGAGGCCCUGCAGGAAGGUUUGCGGAAACUUGGACAGGAAGUGGAGAGCGCUGAGGGGCGAUUUAAGCAUGGGCUGUGGUCCCAAUCAACCGCGCAAACAUCGAGAAGAGAGUAG
Molecule: messenger RNA, 852 nt
Organism: Cryptococcus wingfieldii CBS 7118
Lineage: Eukaryota; Fungi; Basidiomycota; Tremellomycetes; Tremellales; Cryptococcaceae
Product: monolysocardiolipin acyltransferase
Exons: 5
Coding region: 1-852 (283 amino acids)
Biological process (GO): inner mitochondrial membrane organization; cardiolipin acyl-chain remodeling
Cellular component (GO): mitochondrial membrane
Molecular function (GO): 1-acylglycerophosphocholine O-acyltransferase activity
Source: RefSeq, a predicted model, not a curated record